Molecule: messenger RNA, 1305 nt
Organism: Pyrenophora tritici-repentis Pt-1C-BFP
Lineage: Eukaryota; Fungi; Ascomycota; Dothideomycetes; Pleosporales; Pleosporaceae
Source: RefSeq, a predicted model, not a curated record
AUGGCCAGCACCGCACUCGAAGAAGAGCAUCCAGCAUCUCAGACCUCCAUUGUUUCCAUCAGCCUUUUGGCUUCUUCUUCGCUCGUGGCUGGCCACGGUGCUAUCAUCGCCGCUACUGGUGAUGCUGGCGGUGCCGGCUCUGCCAUCGGUGUUGACCCCAACACUCCCCGUACUGGCACCACUCGCAACCCCUUCCAACAGGACACCACCCGCUUCAAGGGAGAUGCCGCUGCUACCUGCGGUGAGACCCUCGCUGGAGGUGCCAACGACAUCCAGGCCGGAACUGCUCAAGUCAUGCAGCUCAACGGUGCCACUCUUCCUCAGAUCACCCCCGGUGGUGCAGUCAUGAUGACCGUCCACCAAGUCAACUCCGAUGGUGCUGGUCCCUACACCUGCAUGAUCGAUGCUACUGGUACCGGUACAGCAUGGCAGCCAAUGACCGUUACCCAGAACCUUCCUGGUAACGCAAAGGGCAAGAACAAGGACACUCAGCUCAUGGACCAGCCUCUCACUGCUACCGUCCCCGCUGGCAUGGCAUGCACAGGUACCGUCGCUGGUCAGGCCAAUGUCUGCAUGGUCCGUUGCCAGAACCCCGCUCGUGCUGGACCUUUCGGUGGCUGUGUCCCAGUCCAGAUGGCUGGCGCUGCUGCUGCUGCUGGCACCGCUGCCACCCCAGCUGCUGCUGGUGCCGCUGCCGCCCCGGCUGCUGCUGGUGCCGCUGGUGCCGCUACCUCCGCUACCGCUGGAACUGGCGCCGCAACUGGCGCUACUGCUGGAACUGGCGCCGCAACUGGUGCUACUGCUGGAACUGGCGCCGCAACUGGUGCUACUACUGGUACCGGUGCCGCAACUGGAGCCAACACUGGCGCAACUACCGGAACUGGUGCCACCACUGGAACUGGUGCCGCGACUGGUGCCAACACGGGUGCCAACACGGGUGCUACCACUGGUGUCAACACUGGCGCUACUACUGGUACUGGUGUCGCGACCGGUGCUAACACCGGAGCUAACACUGGUGUCGCAACUGGUGCCAACACUGGUGCCAACACUGGUGCUAACACUGGCGUCGCAACUGGUGCUAACACUGGCGCAACCACCGGUACUGGAGCGACUACUGGAACUGGUGCCGCUACUGGUGCUGCCAACGGUGUCAAUACUGCUGGUACUGCCACUGGUGCCAGGCCCGCCGUUGCUGGUGCCGCUGCCCGCAAGCGCGAGGCUGCCCGUCAACAACAGCAGAAGCCCCAGCCCCAGCUCACCAACGACGACCAAGAGGAGGAGGCCGAGUUCGCUGACGACAACUAA